UUUUUUUUCAUUAUUUUUUCUUCUUUUUCAAAUGGACAUUGAUCUCUCUGAUUCAGACUUGCGGUUCGAGCAAGAAGUGUCGCGCACACCGUACAAGCUGUCGGUUUGGCAGCGGUACAUUUCGCACAAGGAGCUCGAGCAGGCAGAGAGCAGCACCGGCAAUGCUGGCAGCAGCAGCAAUGCUGGCAGCAGCAGCAGCAGCAGCAGCAGCAGCACCAGCAGCAGCAGCACCACCACCACCACCACCACCACCACCACCACCACCACCAAAACCACUACCACCGCCACCGCCACCGCCCAGCGCUCCGUAUUCAUACUCUACGAGCGGGCGCUCCAGCGGCUUCCAGGAUCGUACAAGCUGUGGAAGCAGUACCUCGACAGGCGCCGCUCCGCCCUGCGCGGCAAAAACCCCCUGCACCACACAGAGCACUUCGCCAAAGUCAACCUGUGCUACGAGCGCGCCCUCCUGCUCCUCCACCGGAUGCCCAGGCUCUGGCUGGACUACGGCGCGUUCCUUGCGGUGCAGCCGGACGUCAGCGCGUGCCGGCGCGCGUACGACCGCGCGCUGCGGGCCGUGGCGGUGACGCAGCACGGGCGCGUCUGGGACGCGUACCUGCGGUUCGCCAGGGCCGUGGGCGGCGUGGCGUGCGAGCGCGUGUGGGCGCGGUGGGUCGGCAUGUGGCCGCAGGGCAGGGCGCGGUUCGCCAGCACGUGCAUGGCCGCCGGGCUGUGGGCGCGCGCGGCGCAGAUGCUGGUCGACGACCUGGGCGCGCACGCGCGCAGCGCCAACGGCGAGGCGUGGGCGCAGCUCGUGCGGCUGGUGCGCGCGCACCCGGGCGUGCUGGGCGGCCGCACCGAGCCGGUGCUGCGCGACGGCGCGCGGGCCGCCGUGGCGGCGAUGGCGCGCGAGCGCGUCGGGGAGCGCGCCGCCGAGCUGUGGCUGGCGUACGCCGCGUGGGCCGAGGGCCAGGGCGGCGCCGCGGCCGCGCGGCCGGUGCUGGACCGCGCGGUCGCGGCGCCGCUCGGCUCGGCCGACGCGCUGGCCGGCGUCUACGUGCACUACGCCGAGCGCGAGCUCGCGUGGGACGCCAGCGGCGACGGCGCGCGCCGCGUGCUCACGCGCGCCACGGCCGAGCCGCCGUGCGCGCCCGGCGAGCGCGCCGGCCACGACGCGCUCCAGCCGCAGCGGCGCGUCCACCGCAGCCGCCGGCUGUGGGCGCUGCUGGUCGACAUCGAGGAGGCCGGCGGCCGCGUGGCGGCGGCGCGCGCGGCGUACGACCGCAUGCUCGACCUGCGCGUGGCCACGGCGCAGACGGUCGUCGACUACGCGGCGCUGCUCGAGGCGCACGGGUUCUUCGAGGACAGCUUCCGCGCGUACGAGCGCGGCAUCGCGCUGUUCGGCUACCCGGUGGCCGUCGAGCUGUGGGGCGUGUACCUGCGGCGCUUCGCGGCGCGCUACGGCGGCGCCAAGCUGGAGCGCGCGCGCGACCUGUACGAGCAGGCGCUCGCCGCGUGCCCCGCGGCGUACGCGCGGCCGCUGUUCGUGGCGUACGGCCGCAUGGAGGAGCAGCACGGGCUGGCGCGGCGCGCGCUGCGCGUGUACGCGCGCGCCACGCGUGCCGUUGGCGACCGGCUCGAGAUGUUCCGCUUCUACGCGGCGCGCACCGCCGCGCUGCUGGGCGUGCCGGCCGUGCGCGCCGUGUACGAGCGCGGCAUCGCCGAGCUUGCCGACGCCGACGCGCUGGCGCUGGCGCUGGACUUUGCGCAGGCCGAGCGGCAGCUGGGCGAGGUCGACCGCGCGCGCGCGCUGUACGCGUACGCGGCGCAGCUCGCCGACCCGCGCGCGAGCCCCGACGCGUGGGGCCGGUGGCACGCGUUCGAGGUCGUGUGCGGCAACGAGGAGACGUUCAGGGAGAUGCUCAGGGCGAAGCGCGUCGCCGUGGCGCGCUUCGCCGGCGACGCGGGCAGCAUGGCCAAGGCCGAGGUCGCCCGUGCGGGCAAGCGGCGCGCUGCGGAGGGCGCUGCGGCCGCGGCCGACGCGGGGCGCGUGCUGGCGGCCAACCCUGACGAGGUGGCCAUGGAGAUGGACGAUGACGACGGCGACCUGUGAAAAGAGGGAAGGGGAUUAGCGCCGAUGCCGAAUGGCCGCCCGCUCCCCUCUCUCCUUUUCUGGCUCUUGAUUAAACUUCCAUUUUUCAUUUUUACCCUAGCCAAGCCAAUUCAGUCCAGUCCAGCCCAGCUCAGUUCAGCUCAGUUCAAUUCAUUCCAAUCCAAUCCAAUCCAAUUC
Molecule: messenger RNA, 2287 nt
Organism: Kickxella alabastrina
Lineage: Eukaryota; Fungi; Kickxellomycota; Kickxellomycetes; Kickxellales; Kickxellaceae
Exons: 2
Coding region: 32-2110 (692 amino acids)
Biological process (GO): generation of catalytic spliceosome for first transesterification step; mRNA splicing, via spliceosome
Cellular component (GO): Prp19 complex; post-mRNA release spliceosomal complex; U2-type catalytic step 2 spliceosome
Molecular function (GO): protein binding
Source: RefSeq, a predicted model, not a curated record